Molecule: messenger RNA, 2083 nt
Organism: Vollenhovia emeryi
Lineage: Eukaryota; Metazoa; Arthropoda; Insecta; Hymenoptera; Formicidae
Product: F-box only protein 9
Exons: 7
Coding region: 120-1463 (447 amino acids)
Biological process (GO): SCF-dependent proteasomal ubiquitin-dependent protein catabolic process
Cellular component (GO): SCF ubiquitin ligase complex
Molecular function (GO): protein binding
Source: RefSeq, a predicted model, not a curated record
CGAGAACCAUGGCGGCGGUACUAUUGGCGAAAUCGUGCUUUCGCUGUGUCGUGCGCUUUUCCGACCGAGAGUACAUGCGCUGAGGGAGAGGAGCCGUCGGGGUCGAAUAGGCGGAAAAAAUGAAUCACUGCAGUGAGUCUAGCAAUGACACGGACGAAGGCGAUGAUCAAGAGGCGUCUUCUUUGCAGGAAGGAACGAACAUUGAGGAUACCUUAACGUCUUUCAGGGAACAAUGGCAGCGCGAGUUGACGAUAUCACCUAAGCGCGACGCAUCAAAGACGUAUUCACCGAAUCAGCCUAACAUUGAAGUCGCGAAUGACGAAGCCUCCAUCGAGAGCAAGGCGAAGAAUUUAUUUCUCAAGGGCAUUGAACACGAGCAAAGCAGAAAGUUUUACGAGGCAAUCCAGUUUUAUAAGCGCGCGGUACAGUUGGUUCCCGACAUCGAGGUCCGUUUGUACGAGUCAACCAUAGCGAAGGCGAGAGACAGAUUCGAUGCUGACGAUUGUUUCGAUACGUUAGACAAUGACUUUUCAACCACCAACGACGGCGGGAAUCAUAAUGAGGUUGACGAGGAGGGAACUGAUUUAGUUUUGAAAUUGUCUAAGAUUGUCAACCGCAAUCAAUGCGUGUGUUUCCCCAAAUUUGAGCAAAGUACAACGCAUAUCUCUGCACUACCUAUGGAGAUAGUACUCUACAUUCUAAGAUGGGUUGUGUCGUCCGAGCUGGAUUUCCGAUCGUUAGAAAUGUUCUCAAGGGUAUGUCGUGGAUUUUACAUAUCUGCACGAGACACGGAAAUCUGGCGACUAGCAUGCGUUAGGGUAUGGGGUGUAAAUUGCGGCACUUGCGAGCCGAAAUACAAAUCCUGGAGAGAUAUGUACUUGCAACGGCCUAGAUUAAGAUACAACGGAUGUUACAUCAAUAAGACAAGUUACAUACGCGACGGAGAAAAUAAUUUUCAAGACCGUUUUUACAGACCGUGGCAUCUCGUUGAAUAUUUCCGGUACCUGAGGUUUUUUCCCGAAGGAAGAGUUUUAAUGUUAACAUCGACUGAUGAAGCUCAAUGCUGCGUAAAUUCCUUACGAAAUCGCGUACCACGCAAUCCGUCAGUUCUCGUUGGUCAUUUUCGAUUACACGAUAAUUAUGUUACACUUGUGUUGAAGAGGCAAGAAACUAAGGGAAUCAAUUUCUAUAGAAGGAAGAAAAGAGAACCGGUGCAUGACAGCGGCGAACAAACUUUCCAUAUUGAAUUCGAGAUACAGAGUUAUCAUAGAAGAGUCAACUCGCAGCUAAAGUGGAUCAGCUACAGUAUUUUCACGAAAUAUAAAAACGGACAAGAAGCGAAGAUUUGCCUAAAGGAGCCAUCCGUAAGGGAAUUCAGGGCGUCGCCGAUUGGCGGCAGAUAUCCACCUCUUAAAUUCAGCAGGGUAAAGAGUUACAUUCAGGAGAGCGAAGUCCCGUUGUAGUAAUGAAAAUAGCAACAAACAAAUCAUAUGCAUCAUGAGAGUACAAUUUUGAAUUAUUCUUACAGAAGAAGAAAAAUGAAUUAGUGAACAUAGUGAAUUCUCAAUGAGUUACAAAACCGUAAACAAAGAUGAAUAUCUAAUUAUAAUUGAAUGUGCUUUUCUUUGAGUCAUAUCAAGUACAUAUAUAUAUUUUUUUUUUCAAGUUAUUUUAUUUAUCUUGUAUCACGUAUAUUUUAACGCGUGUACUAGCUACGCUUACACUUGGCGCGAGACACUGCCGUGUCUCGUGAUGACAGUUUCUAUCGGUACAUUAUACAACCUGCAAAUCACAACUAUCUUUUAAAGAAUUAUGUACGUCAACAGUACGUCCAAUGGAAGUGUAACUUAUUUAUAGAUCUAAUAUAUAAUUAUUUAAGCACUAGAGUAUAUAGUGCCUUACAUCAUUUCGCAAUGAGUAACAUACUUAAAAAUGUAAAGUAUGUAUUCAAGAAUGUAAUUGUAUGGUUUUGUUUAUAAUUAAUUAUUGCUCAGAUAUGGUUAAGUUUGAAAGUGUGUUAAUUGAAUAAAAUUUAUGUGUAUAAUUUUAUAUAAUUAUAUAUAAUAAAUAGCAAGCACUGAAA